CACGGUACAGAUAUGACCAACGCACAGUGCGGCUACAGUCUACCGCCACCAUACCGUGCGAAUGAACAUAGCGGACUCAAGUCCGCCAAUCACGACGGAUACGGAUCAACGACGUCAACAUCUAUCACUUUUGCCCAAGUAGGCGGGAAGGAGACUUACCCUAGGCUCAAGACCUUCAUUUGGGUCGUAUUCGGAGGCUUCGCCAUAUACGUGCUACUCAUCAAAGGUCUCGAGGUGCACUCACUUGAUGAGCGUCAACGCUGGGACGACGAUCGACUGCAAUGGAGGAGAGAACAAAUGAAGUGGGAUGCUGCACAGCGUGAAUGGCAAAGAGAGCGUAAAGAGUACGAACGAUGGGCCGCGGAGCGACAACCGUUCUUUGGUGAUCCCGUUCCAGCAGAGAGAUGCUCAGCCUGGGACCGACGGGAAUACACUGCGAGACUUUGGAACACAGAGGCUCUCUCCGGAAAUGAAAGGAUUUCAUCGUGCUACAACCAUACCAUCAAUUUCCAAGGUCGCACCAUUACUCCGGAACGGUGUUAUGACUAUGGCAUUGUCGGAGGCGUACUUGCUUCUUGGGAGGCCCAAGGAGACGGUUGUCGGUGUGAAUUCGGCAAAUUCUUUGACAAAGGAUGCAUCGCCAGGGGUUCGAAGCAGCGGCGCUUUGAAUCCAGACUCUGGUACUGUCCCGCUGGCGAAGAUGCAAAGCACCUUUGCGAGACCGCGUCUCAAGUUGUUCAGGGUGUAUUCUACGAGAAACCCACAUUUUGCGAUGAUCGGGGCAAUAAGGGCAUGGUGGCUAACUGGGAGGUUCCUUGGGACUCCUGUUGAAUCAUCAAGAAACCGCACCAUGUCUUCAAACAAGCACCAAGCUCCUGAUCCGCAACAAUGCUUGUACCAUUGAACUCCUUCCGUCGUUCGUCCGCAAGUCCCUCAUGUCGUGUUUCCGAUCCGUCUUGAGAUGUCGUGUGCAUCGUUGUGUCCCAUGAAUCUGUACGAGUACUCGCUCAAUCCAUAAAUGUGUCAGGACUUCGG
Messenger RNA from Punctularia strigosozonata HHB-11173 SS5, 1035 nucleotides. RefSeq lists its product as uncharacterized. Bases 13 to 831 code for a protein of 272 amino acids. The record is from RefSeq and is a predicted model, not a curated record. The transcript has 7 exons. Lineage: Eukaryota; Fungi; Basidiomycota; Agaricomycetes; Corticiales; Punctulariaceae.